This is a messenger RNA of Aethina tumida (small hive beetle), 1566 nucleotides long. RefSeq lists its product as uncharacterized. The coding region runs from base 98 to 1501 and encodes 467 amino acids. The transcript has a single exon. The record is from RefSeq and is a predicted model, not a curated record. Lineage: Eukaryota; Metazoa; Arthropoda; Insecta; Coleoptera; Nitidulidae.
CAACUGUAAAUCAGAAGUCUUUUAACGUUCUGAUAAAUAUUAAAGAGUAGUAUUAAUCUCUGUGCUUUGUGUAGUUGUGGAGUUGUAAUAAAGAAAAAUGGAAGUCAUAAGUAAUCAAGAAUGUCAAGAAAUUGUGAAAAAUUAUAUUGGUCAUAGCAAUUUUAAAAUAUUGGAUUAUAAACUUCGACCAUUUGGUGAAAAUGUUGACGGUUUUUUGGGUGAACAUAUUUCAAUACUGGUGAAAUUAUUGGACUUAAACAAUAAAAUAGAAAAGGACAUUAAAUUCUUCGCGAAACGCUUUCCUUUCGGACAGGAACUGAUGGCUCAAUAUUGUAUGGAUGUAAAUGCGUUCAUCAGGGAAAUGGAUUUUUAUGAGAGAGUGUUAAAACAAAUUAGUGAAGACAUACCAAAUUGUGAUCUGAGUUUUACUGGCAAAUAUUGUUUUGGGAGAAAAAAUGACAUUGUGGUGUUUGAAGAUAUAACCACCAAAGGUUAUACAAUGGUUGAGCAAGCUAAUUCUGGCAUUUUUGAUGACCAGCAUAUUAAACUGGCAUUAAAAGCUUUAGCAAAGUUUCAUACUACUUCUUUUGCCUAUGAAGAAACUAACCAGAAUAAGAAAGUUACAGACCUAUUUAGCGUUGAAAUAUUUGAACCAAUUUUUAGCACUCCUGAUAGCUUAGGUUUUAAGUACCUUGUCGCUAGUUUUAAAGGUCUGAGUACCUUAAUUGAUGAGAGGCCACAAGAUGAAGCUAUAAGAGAAGAAUUUAAAGAAAAACUGAUUAAAUUACGCAACGACAUUUCAUUUAAACUUAAUAAUCCCAAUAAAUCAAGGAAUAUUUUGUGUCACGGAGAUCUGUGGGCUAACAAUUUCAUGUUUAAAUACAAUAAUGGUGUUCCAGUUGACUGUAAACUAGUAGACUUUCAAUUGCUUAAGUAUUGCUCUCCAGCAUUUGACGUUCUUUUCCUGAUUUUUAUGACUACUGACAGAAAAGUGAGACAAUAUCAUUUUCACGACUUUAUUUAUUAUUAUUAUAAUUGCCUUCAAGAACAAUUAAGUCAGUUGAACUUGGAUAUCAACACGAUUUGGUCUAAAAAACAAUUUAAAGAAGCAAUUGAUGAAUAUUUGCCCGUUAUAAAACUAAACUGUGCAAAUCAAGUAUCUAUGAUUGGUGGAAAUUCUGAAUAUAUGAAGAAACUAACAGCAGAAAAAGAAGAAUUUAAAAAGUUUGUUUUUGAAGACAGAUCACCGUAUAUAAAAGAAUUAUACAGGGAUGACGAAAACUACCGAAUGUUAUUAGAUGAAGCUCUACUAGAACUGAAAGAGGUCCUUUUUACGCCAGAAGUUUCUGUGGAAGACUGUUUCGAACUUAUUAAUAAUUAUUUGGGCUCAGAAAAUUAUGAAUUAAUUGAUUUGAACGUGGACAUUAAUUUAAUAAAAGUAACAAUUAUACAUAACCAAGAAGAGAAAAAAUUAACAUUUCCUUUAAAGAAGCAAUUAUAAUUAUAUAGUUUUAAUAUUUUCUUGUAACACAAAAUGAGAUGAAAUAAACAAAUUAUUUUAUAGUA